AUGUCUACAGAUGAAGUAGAGGAACUAGAGGGACAAAAAGACCAGGAAGUGAAAGAUAAGGGAGAAGAUAAAGAUAAAGUUAUUGUUCCACCCUCUCCUUAUAAACCACCAAUUCCAUACCCGCAAAGACUUAAACAUACCAAAAUUGAUAACCAAUAUAAAAAGUUUAUAAAGAUGAUCGAGAAAUUCCACGUAGAAAUCCCAUUCACCAAAGUCAUCACCCAGAUACCAUCUUAUGCUGAAUUCCUUAAAGAAAUCUUGACCAACAAACGUAGGCUUGAUGAUCCCAAACCUUUAGAGUGCAACUCCAUUGCUGAGAAUAAACUUUCUAAGAAGGAGAAAUAUCUCGGAAGCUUUUCCAUACCUUGUAUUUUAGGGAAUCAUGUUAUAGAUAAAGCAUUCCUAGACUUGGGAGCAAGCGUAAGCUUAAUGCCUUUAGCAGUUUAUAGAAGGUUAAACCUAGGAGAAUUGCAACCGACUAAGAUAUCUCUUCAAUUAGUCGACAGAUCUGUAAAAUAUCCAAUAGGAAUAUUAGAAGACAUUCCAGUUAGAAUCGGCCAACUUUAUAUCCCAACAGAUUUCGUGGUAAUGGACAUUAAAGAAGACGACGAAAUCCCAAUCCUCCUUGGUAGACCUUUCUUAUCAAUAGCGGGAGCCAUAAUAGAUGUUAAAAGAGGAAAAUUAACUUUUGAAGUAGGUGAUGAAAAGAUAGAAUUUAUACUUUCCAAAUUCCUAAUGGCACCCGUCAUAGAAGACUCAUGUUAUGCCAUCGAUAUCAUUGAUGAAUGCAUAAGGGAGCUAGAUCAAGAAGGACCUCCCGAGAAAAUGAAAUUUCCCUCAACUCCCAUAAGAGGAGACGACAUAUUUGGAAUUAAGCCUUACAUGGAUGACAACCUUCAUGAAUGCUUAGCACUUACCCCGAACCAUAUGCCAUGUCCUAAGAAACCAUCUAUAGAACUUAAGGAACUACCCAAGAAUCUAAGAUAUGAGUUUUUAGAUGAAGAACUAAAUCACCCUGUUAUAGUGAGGGCCACCUUGAAAGAAGAUGAAACGAAUCAACUUUUAGAUAUCUUGCAAAAGUAUCCCUUAACUUUAGGAUAUAACAUAUUUGAUCUCAAAGGGAUAAGCCCAUCCGUGUGCAUGCACCGAAUCUUGCUGGAGGAAGAUUCUAAACCUUCUAGAGAACAUCAACGAAGGAUAAACCCUAUAAUGAGCGAUGUGGUUAAGAAAGAAGUACUAAAACUACUAGAGGCUGGUAUAAUUUAUCAAAUUUCAGAUAGUAAGUGGGUGAGCCCUAUACAUGUGGUACCUAAAAAAGGAGGUGCCACUGUUGUGGAAAAUGAGAAAGGCAAGCAUGUAGCUAAGCGUGUGGAAAACGGUUGGCUCUCUGAAAAAGGCAUUGAGGUUGAUAAAGCCAAAAUAGAGGUUAUAGAAAACCUCAAACCACCUAAGACCAUUAAGGAAGUCCGAAUCUUUUUUGGACACGCCGGUUUCUGUCGACGCUUUAUUAAAGACUUCUCUAGAAUAACCAAACCUCUGACUAGCCUUCUAAUGAAAGAUAUCGAGUUUAUUUUUGACGAAAAAUGUAUUGAAGCAUUCAACCUUUUGAAACAAGCACUGAUUUCUGCACCUAUUAUGCAACCUCCGGAUUGGGACCAACCUUUCGAAAUCAUGUGUGAUGCUAGCGAUUACGCUGUUGGUGCUGUUCUAUGGCAAAGAAAAGACAAGAAAUUACAUGUAAUUUACUAUGCCAGUAGAACCCUAGAUGCCGCCCAACUUAACUAUGCAACAAUCGAGAAAGAACUCCUCCCUGUUGUUUUUGCUAUUGAUAAAUUUUGA
Messenger RNA from Lathyrus oleraceus (garden pea), 1839 nucleotides. RefSeq lists its product as uncharacterized. The transcript is spliced from 2 exons. Gene Ontology annotation, molecular function: aspartic-type endopeptidase activity. Gene Ontology annotation, biological process: proteolysis. Bases 1 to 1839 code for a protein of 612 amino acids. The record is from RefSeq and is a predicted model, not a curated record. Lineage: Eukaryota; Viridiplantae; Streptophyta; Magnoliopsida; Fabales; Fabaceae.